This is a messenger RNA of Juglans regia (Persian walnut), 1796 nucleotides long. Its product is annotated as putative recombination initiation defects 3. NCBI's taxonomy places the organism in Eukaryota, Viridiplantae, Streptophyta, Magnoliopsida, Fagales, Juglandaceae. The record is from RefSeq and is a predicted model, not a curated record. Gene Ontology annotation, biological process: chromosome organization involved in meiotic cell cycle; microsporogenesis; meiotic DNA double-strand break formation. Gene Ontology annotation, cellular component: nucleus. The coding region runs from base 287 to 1495 and encodes 402 amino acids. The transcript has 12 exons.
UUGAGCCCAGAACGCAAACCCGAGAGCGAACAGUUUCUGAAGUCCCUUUUCCCGCCACGCUUUGAAUAUAUAACCGUCUAGAUUCCCACACACUCUUCUGCAGGGUUCUAAAAGCUCUCUCCAGUGUUCUCUCUCAUUCGACGAAAGCCAAGCACUCAGACCGUUUGCCAUAAUUCAAAGUUCGACGACGACGACCUUGUCACUGAUUACCUAGGGUUUUCAAGCAAGUAAUAACGGCAAAAUUCGAUUCUCAUCGGGCCUUUGAUAACUCACUGAAUCAAAGCCAAUGAAGCUGCAGAUCAACAAAGCUUGUGAUCUCAGCUCCAUCUCGGUCCUUCCUCCUCGUUCGAGAAGAUCAAAUUCCAUGCCAACUGGACCGCAAGGGUCACAGCUUCAAUCACAAUCAUCGCAGCAAUCAUUGUCGCAAGGUCUUUCAUCUCAGCAUGGCAUGUUUUCCCAGCUCUCUCAAAACUCUCUUAAUGAGGUUCUGACAAAUGAUCAGAAAUUCUGUUCUCAAGAACGAGAGAACUCUGUGAAGAAGAUUUCUUUCUUGCCGCCACCAAGUUGUUCACGAGAAGAGAAUCAAAUGCUCAUCUUAAGAUCUUCGGCAAAUCCAAUCCGCAAAUGGAGUUCUGCUUCUGUUCCAGAUCAUAGAUGUCAGAUUAGUGAAGAACUUGAACAUCGGAUUGGAUUGAUAGAAACUUCACUAAGCAGAUUAGGAAUGAUUUUGGAUUCUGUUCAGAGUGAUGUCAUGCAAGCAAACAAAGGAACGAAAGAAGUUUCAUUGGACACGGAAAGCAUACGACAGAAGCUCAUUCUUCAUGAUAGCUUAUUGCAGUUAAUGAAAGAGGGACAAGAAGAUGUCAAGGCUAGUCUUGCUGGGGGCUUUAGAAUGAUAUCUGAUCAGCUAAGCAAAGAGACAUAUCAAGACAAGUUACAGAAGAUUUGCUUGCAGGUGUCAGCUUUUGGACAGCAGAUGGAAGCAUCUAUGUUGAAACUACAAGAUAAACUCAGCAACAUUCUCACCAAAGAAAUGCAGUCAAUAGCUUGCAGGCUGAAAACUACUGACUCAAAAGAUCUGACGUCGUCCAUCCUUCUACCCGAGGAUACCGCCCACUGUGCUACUCCACAGAGACGUGCACAGCCCCCUAAUAAUUUUGCAGUGCCUCCAAAGUUGUGUGUGCAAGCUAAUGUAGUUCCAAAGAUGGAAUCGGAAGGCUGGAAGUCAGUAAAAGCGGGAAAAGCGGAUGCCAAGGACGGGGCAUCGAACAAGGUGCAGAAACAAGACGUGGUUUCCCUCAAGCAGGAAAAAGGUUGUAGAAUCAACAUUGAAUCGGAUGAGGAGAUUGAUGGAGGUUUUUCCUGGUUGCUUGAAGAAAAAGAAACAGGCAUAGGAAAGUGUUUGAUCGAGGAGGCAAAGGAAGAGACAGAACGGAUUUUGAAGAAAGCCAGGAGGCAAAAGAGAAAGUACCGGAAUCCAAUAAUUAUUAAUUGAAGGUGCAAGACAUCUGAAAAGACAGGCUUUUCGAGUAGUUCUAGCUGAAUGACCCUUGGUGCACCCCCUGCCACGACUUCUGUCAUACUUGGGAGUUCGAUUAUUUUGGUACAUUUCUUUCCACACCCCAUGAAAUUGUUUUUUCUUUCCCCUUCAGAUCAUUUUUAUCAGUAAGUAAAGAUUUCCAGAGAGCUAGCUUUGUAACUAGGUCUUCGCACAACUUGGAUAAAUUUCCAUUGCGGAAUAGUAAGUACUGUUGUCCCAUGAAAAUGAAACCAUAUUUCUUUAAACCACCAGAAAA